Molecule: messenger RNA, 3966 nt
Organism: Acipenser ruthenus (sterlet)
Lineage: Eukaryota; Metazoa; Chordata; Actinopteri; Acipenseriformes; Acipenseridae
Product: chromobox protein homolog 8-like
Exons: 5
Coding region: 99-1202 (367 amino acids)
Source: RefSeq, a predicted model, not a curated record
AGCAACAAGUAAAAUGGGUGGUGACGUCUGUGUGUGAGUAUUAUGGGCUGUCUGGCAUUAAGCAGCGGUUGAAAAAAGAGCGAGAGAUCCGAGUAAACAUGGAGCUCUCAGCUGUAGGGGAGCGAGUGUUCGCAGCCGAAUCCAUCAUUAAACGCAGGAUUAGGAAAGGGCGAAUGGAAUACCUGGUCAAGUGGAAGGGUUGGUCUCAGAAGUACAGCACCUGGGAACCUGAGGAAAACAUCCUGGAUGCCCGCCUGUUCGCAGCGUUUGAAGAAAGGGAACGUGAAAGGGAGCUGUUUGGGCCAAAAAAACGGGGACCAAAACCCAAAACGUUUCUGUUAAAGGCACAAGCCAAGGCUAAAGCCAAGACAUAUGAAUUCAGAAGUGAUGCAGCUCGGGGGAUUCGAGUCCCUUACCAAGGAGGGAUUGAUCCAGAUCCUGGUAUCCUUCCCAGGUCCCGAGAAGGGUUGAGGAGGAUCGUCCCGACCAUUCUGCCUCCUGGCAGCAUCAACAGAGGGGAAAGUGUUAGAAGCAGCGGGGCUGUAGAUACGCCGCGAGAUAAAAAACAAACAGAACCUCAAGAAGGAGUACGAGUGCCUAAAAAACGAGGUCCAAAACCUGGCAAAUCCCGUUUGAAAAAUAAAGCAGCGACUUCUGUCACAGAGGCUUCCAAAAGAAGUAAACUGGACUAUCACGGGGAAAGUGCGGGAAAUUACCAACGUGUGAAAGCGGGAAAUCCCGAUGGAACUAUCUCUGAGAAGACCGGACCAGGUUUAAGUGUGAUUCAGUUAUCCAGGUGGCAGCAAGGUGAACCAGGUUCCGGUCACAAACAUGGACGAGGGGCACCGAGUGGCAACACCCAUAAAUAUGGUACAGAAAGCAGUGUUAACCUGGCCAAAUCGGGCUUAGAUGUGCCUAGAACUAAGUACAGGGUAGAAAAUACUGGGUCCCCACACCACAGAAGGAAGCAUGUCUCGAAAAACAGUACCUAUGCGCCCAGCAGUAAUUCUUCAAGUUCAAAACCAUCCCUUAUUGCCAACAUACCAGUGUCGAGAAUACUGGGAGAGCCAGAAGAAGAAUCCUGGAGCCCGUCUUUGAAGAACCUGGAGAAAGUUGUUGUAACGGACGUAACAACAAACUUUCUGACUGUAACCAUCAAAGAAAGCAGCACGGAUGAAGGGUUCUUUAAGGAGAAAAUAUAAAAAAGAACAUUAGGACGUUAUUUAUAUUCUGAAGUGAAAAUACAUUUUGAAUUUCAAUCUUGCAGAAAAAAGAAAUUUGAACUUAAAAUAAUUUUAUAUGAUUGUACAUAGAUAAAAUAUAUAGAUUAUAUAUAAACAUGUAAAUGGAAAAAUAGUUUAUUUAAUGUGUCGACCAAAAUGUUGCAACCGUUUCCGUAUAAGCUAUAUAAAUUGGACUGCUACGUAGGACGGCCUGUAUUUACUCUGUUGCAUGCUGUAAAAAUAAGCUGUAUGGGUAUUACAAAUGUGUGCUUAAAAUGCAGGUGAUCAUCUGUAUAGCCUUACAUUUUGAAUUGUACCAAUAUGUGUAGGUAUGCAAUCAUGGUAACAUACAAAUACACGCUUUUCUGUUUAUUACCAAUGCAUGCAAACUGUAUAUUUUAUAGCAUUUCGAAGGAGGUAUUUAGCAGAAUGUACCGGUAAAUUAGUACUAGCACCAAAGAACGUGCUGUAUAAAAGUUUCAAGGUUCUAAGGAAAUGCGUCAUUUGUAUCAACAGCAUAUGAGUAAGCUUAAUUCAAUGUCAUACCUUGUUUGUUUUGUUUACAUUAUUUACUUAAGCAUAUUUUCAAGGCUUAGGAUCCUCUUUUACAUCAGAAUCGUGGACUCUUUCAACAAAGCAAAUAGGAGUCGCCUCAUAAAUUGUGAAGUCAUAACAAAACGUGUUUAAUUAUAGAUACAAUUCAUAUUUUGGAAUGUAAGGACGCCACAGUGCUGUAUUGUUCUGAAACACCUCUCAACCCGUUUAUGCAGUACCUUUAUAUUUGAAACAUCCUGAGGCCUUAUCUGAUUUAUUUUUAACGAAUGAGAAAGUUCAUAUACAAAGCACCGACAUAUUAGCCGCUAUUAGUAAACAUUUGGUAUACAUAAAUAAAUACGAAAUCCACAAAAGACUGGCUUAAUAGUACAUAAUAAAUUGACUCUAUCGCUCAUCCAUACAGCUUUUGAAUCGGUUUAAGUACAUAUUAUGAACUAGGGUUUUGCAAUUCGUAUAAUUAUUUAGAUCAACCCUAGAAUAAUACUCUUUCAUCUAAUUUUAUGAUACUGUGUUUUGAAUGAAAGCUAUAUGGAUUCUGUUUGUGUUUUCUAGUUUCUCAAAUAGUUUCGUUUCAGAUCCAUCAGUUCAACCUGUGAAACGCUGACGUGUUGUAUUUGGUUAGUUAAAUAUCUUAUGCAAAUCUUCAGAUAUUGCUUGUAUUGUGAGAUCAGCAGUGCUACAUGGCCGUGUGUGUGCCGUCUGAUCCCUACCAGCCAUAGUGGAAGGCGACAGUGGUUAUAGGAAUAGUGAUCAAGUCAUAUAGCGUACCAUACCUGUAUCCUAUAUCUUAAACUGGGACUUAUAAUUUUAAUAGCAUGGUGAAAAGAAUAUGAUACCUUAUACUUUUUGAAACCGACUGUUUAACAAUUAAUGAAGGCUUUUACCUAUAUUUACUUACAAUAAUGUGUUGUGUUAAUACUACGUUAAAAAAAAUCUUCAGUAACAGUAUUUAUGUAAUGCUAAAGCCCAAGCAUCGCAAAAAUACAAAAAGAUUGUGUUAAUUAGCAAUAGCAAAAUGUUUCCAGUCAUGAGCCUAAAUAAAAACGCAGUUAUUUAUUACAAUCUAUAUACUACCCAAUUUAUAAAGGUGCAUUAAGCGUUUCCGAGACACCGUUUUGGGUGAGUUUGUGAGUUUAGAACGAACUCAGGUUCAUUGAGAAUUUCUCUGGAACAAAUACGGGAACAUUUCUGAAAAUGUAAUUUGUGUGCAUGGGUUGAGAACGGGUUUCAAGAGAGAAAAAGAAGAGUUUACUCACAAGGACUUCUCCAGGAGAAGCUUGGGACUUGCAUGCGUGGUACAAAUGUAUUCCUUACAACAUUAUCUUCUAUUUUACGAUUUCAACAAGCUGCUGUUCCAUUAACUUGACUUCUCGAGUCGGGUUGGCAAAUGACGCGUCUGGCGCAGUAUAGCAAUCAGUUUGACAGCACAAACAUGACCAUGUUUAGUAAAUAUAUAGUGCAUAAUUUCCUGUGCAAGUAUUUUUUUUUCUGUAAAAUAAUUUGAAAUAUGGUAACUUGAGGUAGGCCUACUUCUUUCCCAUAUUAUUUGGUGUCUGUUUUAUACCUCUGCAAGUUAUUAUACCUCUGCAAGUAUUUACUACUAAUUUUAUCAACCGAUUCUUAAACAGGUUAGUUGAUCAUUUUAAUUUUCAAAAACAACGAAGCAAAGAGACUCACAAAACUGCAGGAGAUGAUUGUGACAAUAAUAAUAAUAAUAAUAAUAAUAAUAAUAAUAAUAAUAAUAAUAAUAAUAAUAAUAAUAAACGAACAAGCAAUACUCUUCAUUGCAAUCAUAAUAUAAUUAUGAACGAUGCCGCAAAAUGUGCAACUAAAUACAUUUCUUUAAAAUUACAACAGUAUCCUUUUGACCCGCUAUUAAGUAACUGAUUUUAAUUGAAACAAAAAUCAAUGCAUCUCGUAACAAUAGUGGGUUUUGUUUAGGGGCCCCAGAAGUUACAUUAGACACAUGUGUAUAUGUGUUGCAGUGUAUCAUUCAGAAAGACUUCACAAGCAGCCCUAUAUUCUUAGCACCCGUUCCCUGUGUUUCACUGUGGGGACCGAAUUGGUCACAAUGCAUUGCUGGAGGAUCCUGAGACUUUCGGAGGUAAUAAUAUACAAAUGUUGCUGCUGUUUGAAGCAGCUGUUACAGCUUAUGCAAAUAAAUGGAAAACACGUGGAUGAAACCAUG